UGACGCUGUGUUUGUUGGUGUAUAGUAUACUUGGUGCCCUCAUGUUCCAGGCCUUAGAAAGUCCAUAUGAAGAGAAGUAUCACAACAACCUCACGAAUAUAAGGCAAGAAUUAGCAAGAAGUAUACACAGAGCGAUUGAAAAUACUGAUUCAGUAAAGAAUAGCCCUGACCUUCUAGAGUCAAUCAAGAAGGAUCUAGCAGCCUAUGAAGAAAGCUUCGCAGAGUAUUUGAAGCACGUCAACACUAACAACAAAACCUGGACAUUUUGGAAUGCAAUGUUUUACGCGGGAACUAUAUAUACCACUAUAGGUUAUGGUCAUAUAGCACCGAAAACAACAUAUGGCCGUGUUGCUACGAUAGUAUAUGCAAUAAUCGGAAUACCUUUGUUCCUUAUUGUAUUAGCAGACUUUGGCAAACUCUUCACAAGAAUAAUAAAGUUUUUCUGGGCUUUUAUUCGUCGGUUCUAUUACACAAGGAGCUGUAGAAGAGUCAGAAGGACGGUACCCGUUCAGGAAGUAAUGAAAGGGCUGAACAUUGUUUAUGAUGUUGUUCGGAGACCAUCUCAGAUAUUCUCCGAAGAAGACAUAGAAGAUGCUCCUGAUGGCAGUCAUCCGCCAAAAUUAGAUAGAAAGCCGAGUGAUGUUCCUCCACCCUUACCUCCAAAGCCUGGGACACAAGUCACAAACAAGUCUUCCGAAAAUGAUAUCGAUCCUGAUACACCAGCACCAUCAGUUUUCGAAAUUGAUGACGAAUUCAAUGUUCCUAUAUCAGUAGCAUUAACCAUUCUUGUUAUUUAUAUAAUCAUAGGAGCAGUAGGCUACAGUAUUUGGGAGACGUGGAAUUUCUUUGAGUCAUUUUAUUUUGUUUUUGUAUCAAUGUCAACCAUUGGCUUAGGGGAUUUGGUCCCAGACCAUCCAAUGUUUAUGAUGGCUUCCAUAUUGUAUUUAGUAUUUGGUCUAGCUUUAACAUCUAUGUGCAUAAACGUUGUACAACUUAAAUUAUCUGAUACGUUUAAACAAGCAAGUGCUAAAUUAGGUGCUACUAUUGGUCUGAAAGUAGCAGAGGAAGAUGGUAGCCUAGUUCCAGUCACUCCACCACCUAUAGAAAUACCACCAAUUCAUAAAGGAAAGAGUGAUCAAGAAGAAAAUAAUGUUAAAGAUGAUGCUAAAAACAGAUAAAUCUAGGAAUGUUAACUAUAAGAUUUUUUAUGAAGUUUUUGAUAUUAUAUUGUAUGGUAAAUGUACUAUAACUGUUUUACUAAGUCAUUAGAUAGUUGCUUGUAGACUUAAGCUGGACCAGUAUUUAAAUUAGUUAAAAAGUUCAAAAAUUUACACAAAAUUAGGUUACACUGACGUUUUUAUAAUAAUUAUAAUGUGAACGUAUGAUUUAUGCAGAAAAAGAAGAUGAGUUCAAAUAAUGAUAAAUUAAAUCAGCAAAUUAUACAUGUAACCAAAAUAUAAUUGAUUGAUUUUAUGUAGUGCUAGAUAUGUUCAUAUAUUUAAAUCGAAUUGCGAUUGAAGUCUUCCAUCUACUCUGUUUAACGGUGUUUUUGUUAUGAAAUGUGUAAAAUAAAUCGUUACAAAAUAAAA
Leptidea sinapis is the source of this 1589-nucleotide messenger RNA. RefSeq names its product potassium channel subfamily K member 18. The transcript has 5 exons. NCBI's taxonomy places the organism in Eukaryota, Metazoa, Arthropoda, Insecta, Lepidoptera, Pieridae. The coding region runs from base 42 to 1178 and encodes 378 amino acids. The record is from RefSeq and is a predicted model, not a curated record. Gene Ontology annotation, cellular component: membrane. Gene Ontology annotation, biological process: stabilization of membrane potential; potassium ion transmembrane transport. Gene Ontology annotation, molecular function: potassium ion leak channel activity.